CCUCUUCGAAAUCAGCAGACCUUUGCUUCCUUCCUUUCUCUCAAAGCUAUGGCAAUGGCAGUCUUCAGCAGGCGAAAACCCCUCCUUCUCUACACAAACGUGUGCAAAACUCACAUCUUAAGAUACUCCUUCCAUCUCUCUCCGUCCUCUUCUAGAAGCUUCUCCUCCUCAGGAUCCGAAGAAAAUGACGUGGUCGUCAUCGGGGGUGGUCCAGGAGGCUACGUGGCAGCCAUCAAAGCCGCUCAGCUGGGCCUCAAAACGACCUGCAUCGAGAAGAGAGGGACCCUCGGUGGCACGUGCCUCAACGUCGGAUGCAUCCCUUCCAAGGCCUUGCUCCACUCCUCUCACAUGUACCACGAAGCCAAGCAUGCAUUCCCCAGCCAUGGCGUCAAGUUCUCAGAGCUGGAGAUCGAUCUACCCGCCAUGAUGGCCCAGAAAGACAAAGCCGUCACUAACCUCACCCGAGGCAUCGAGGGUCUCUUCAAGAAAAACAAAGUAAACUACGUCAAAGGCCUUGGUAAGUUCGUCUCCCCUUCUGAAGUCGCUGUUGAUACCCUUGAAGGCGACAUCACCACUGUCAAAGGCAAGAAUAUCAUAAUUGCCACCGGUUCUGAUGUGAAAUCCCUCCCUGGGAUUACCAUCGAUGAGAAGAAGAUCGUGUCAUCAACUGGAGCUCUAGCAUUGACGGAAAUCCCAAAGAAGCUAGUUGUGAUUGGGGCGGGCUACAUUGGUUUGGAGAUGGGAUCUGUUUGGGGCCGGCUGGGCUCCGAGGUGAUUGUUGUUGAGUUUGCACCAGACAUUGUCCCAAGCAUGGACUCUGAGGUCCGCAAACAGUUCCAACGCAUGCUCGAGAAGCAGAAGAUGAAGUUCAUGCUCAAGACCAAGGUGGUCGGGGUAGACACAUCUGGGGAAGGUGUGAAGCUGACAGUUGAGCCAGCAGCUGGCGGCGAGCAGACCACCCUUGAAGCCAAUGUUGUCCUUGUCUCAGCAGGCCGGUCUCCAUUCACGGCUGGGCUUGGGCUCGAGACAAUUGGUGUGGAGACUGACAAGGCUGGCCGGAUCAUGGUCGACGAACGGUUUGGGACUAGCGUACCUGGCGUAUUCGCCAUUGGGGAUGUGAUACCAGGUCCUAUGCUCGCUCACAAGGCAGAGGAGGACGGGGUCGCCUGCGUGGAGUUCAUAGCAGGAAAAGAAGGCCAUGUGGACUAUGACAUGGUGCCCGGGGUGGUGUACACGCACCCUGAGGUAGCGUCGGUUGGGAAGACUGAGGAUCAGGUGAAGGCAUCUGGCGUUGAAUACCGGGUUGGCAAGUUCCCUUUCAUGGCAAACAGCCGUGCCAAGGCGAUUGAUGAUGCCGAUGGGGUGGUGAAGAUACUGGCAGAGAAGGAGACAGAUAAGAUACUUGGGGUCCACAUAAUGGCCCCCAAUGCAGGGGAGCUCAUACAUGAGGCUGUGCUUGCCUUGACGUAUGGAGCUUCGAGUGAGGACAUAGCACGCACAUGCCAUGCGCAUCCGACCAUGAGCGAGGCCGUGAAGGAAGCUGCUAUGGCCACUUACAAUAAGCCAAUUCACAUCUAGAUGGUGCACUUGUUUUUGUGGUUUUUCUGUAUUGGAUGAGGUUUUGGAAUAAUUCUAGUAUACUCCACAAAGAGGCCACUUCAAUUCUC
Molecule: messenger RNA, 1667 nt
Organism: Magnolia sinica
Lineage: Eukaryota; Viridiplantae; Streptophyta; Magnoliopsida; Magnoliales; Magnoliaceae
Product: dihydrolipoyl dehydrogenase, mitochondrial-like
Exons: 2
Coding region: 49-1578 (509 amino acids)
Cellular component (GO): oxoglutarate dehydrogenase complex; mitochondrion
Molecular function (GO): dihydrolipoyl dehydrogenase (NADH) activity; flavin adenine dinucleotide binding
Source: RefSeq, a predicted model, not a curated record